AUGUCGUACAGUUACAGAGACCGUGAGAGAGACUGGGACGACACCCGUUCCGUCUCAAUCAAGCGCUACGUCAUUCCUGCUGAGGAUGACCGUCGAGACUUCGUGUCGAGACAUGAAGACCCAUACAGCGGCGAGCGCGAGCUGGUAAUCCGUCGCAAAGCCGAUCGCGAUGAGCCUGUGACCGUCUCGCGCUAUGAGCGAGAGGUAGAGUACGAUCCUCCCGUGCGCUACGAGCGAGAUUAUUACGAUCGUGAGUACCUACACCCCUAUACCAACAGUCGGCACUCCCGGUCGAUGGAUUUCCUGGAACGAGUGCAGCAGCGCCCUGCUGCUGCCAGCACUGCCAGUCGAGAGCAAUCCAUACUUAUUCGUGAACGUGAAGCCCGCAAUGCGUACAGUCCCCGUGAUUCCGAUUAUGACGUCGUGCGCCGUUCCGAGGCCGACGAGGACCCAUACUACUACCACCGUCGCCGUAGAGUCCACGAGUACGAUGACCAUCGCUCUCGGCGUGAGCCGAGCCCCGGUGAUUCCGCAUCCCAGGCUAGUCGCCGCCGCAGUGAUCGCGACUAUGACUACAGCAGCGAUGACAGCACAGUCUACAUUCGAAAAGAGACCCGCGAAUAUGAUGACCACCCCCACCACCGCCGCCACCUAGCAGAAGGUGCACUGGUGGGCGCUGGUGCUGCCGAGUUAUUGCGCAGACGCAGUAAGAAAGACGGCGAGCCCAGCCAUGGCAUCAACCGCCUUGGUAAGACCGUUGGCGCUGGUGCGCUCGGUGCAGUGGCUGUCAAUGCUGCAUCGCAUGCUCGUGACUAUUACCGCCGUAGCAAGAGCCGUCACCGUUCGCAUUCCUUUGAUGAUGAUCGUUCUUCCCACCGCCAUAGCAGACAUGGUCGUGGUCGCCACAGCCAUAGCCGGAGCCGUAGCCGCUCUCACUCGCACUCCCGCGCAAAGACUCUGCUUGAGCUGGGUGUUGGUGCUGCCGCUGUUGCUGCCGGUGUGGCUGCAUUGCGCAGCAAAUCGAACAACGGAGACCGUAAAGGUCGGUCUCGCACCCGCUCCCGUUCCCGCGCUGCCAGCCGGGGUCGUUCGGAGAAAGGAGAAGAUGACGAGAUGGCUGAGCGCCGCAAGCAUAUGGCUGGGGCUGGAUUGGCCGGUGCCGCCGUGGCUGGCCUUGUUGAAAAGGCCCGUAGCCGCUCCCGCGCUCGAAAGGGUGAACGCUCACGCUCUCGCAGCCGUCUCAGACAGGCUCUUCCCAUAGUGAGUGCCGGCCUGGCUACUGCCGCUGCGACCGGCCUCUACGAGAAAAAGAAGGGCGAGAAAGAGGAAAAGGACGGUUCGCGAGGCCGCCUUCGCUCAAGGUCUCGCAGCCGCGCCCCAUCAGCCUCCUACCCUGACCCAUCUCGCGACUCAACCGGCCUAAUUGAAUAUGGCAAUGAUCCCGUGACAGGCAGUAUUCCCGCUGAGCACUAUUACGGCCAACAGCCCGGCGCUCCCUACUACGACGGACAAGAAGCCUACGGUCCCAGACGCCACUCACGCAGCCGCAGUCGCAGCCGAGCCCGAUACAGCAGCUCAUCGGAUUCCGGUCGUGAGGGCCACCGUCGACGAAGCAGGAAGCACCGCAGCCGCUCACGCGACCUCGCAAGUGCCGCACUAGGCGCAACAGGCCUCGGCUACGCCGCACACAAGUACAAGGAGCGCCGAAAGUCCAGAGAACGUGAACGCUCCAAGCAUGACGAUGACCACCACCGCGAUCCGUAUGAAGAAUCCUAUGAUCCCGAGCCCUACCCGCCUUCGCCACAGGUCGCCCCGGGGCCCCCGCCCAUGGCCGACCCCCACUACUACCCCAACAACCACUAUUACCCCCCGCCCCCGGGCGACUCAACCACCAAUCUUAACGGCCCCCCUGCACCCUACAACCCAGCCGACUACCCCCUCUCCACCUGGCGCUGCCCCGCCGCAGCCUACGCACCUCGGCCACGUGGACCCGAAGACAAUGUGAGCAGCUCCACCCUACCCAUUGAUACAGAGCACGCGCGCAAGGGUCUAAAUAUCCAUCCUUUUCCAACAUCCGUACCAUCCGUACCCCGGGCAACUAGCCAGCCACCGCAUAGUUCAAAAUCCGUCGCUUUCGACUUGACGGAUCCAGCGAAGGAUCCGGGCUACGAGACUGAUGAUAGUGACUCGACCGUUGAGCCGCAUUCGCCUUAUCGCAGAGGCAAAGACCAUCGCCACGGUCGAGAUCGCCAUCAUCAUCGUCGCCGUUCUUCAUCUGUCCCUUAUCCGCCAACGCCCCGUCCUGGUUCUGCUUUCUCGGACCGUCACCCUGCCCAUGCUUCUUCUAGUCAUCAGAACCACCGGCCCGAACACAGACCUCAGCAAAGAAGAGACCAGGAUGGAUCCCCGGAAGCAGAGUCGGAUUCGACCAUCGAGUUACCCAAUCGUUUCGAUGCUCGAGGCCGACUUCUUCCACAGCCGGAUCCUGCAGUGGAGAAAUUCGAGGAGUUAAUCAAUAGAUUUACCAAGGUUUUGUUCUAG
Molecule: messenger RNA, 2541 nt
Organism: Penicillium bovifimosum
Lineage: Eukaryota; Fungi; Ascomycota; Eurotiomycetes; Eurotiales; Aspergillaceae
Product: DUF3824 domain-containing protein
Exons: 4
Coding region: 1-2541 (846 amino acids)
Source: RefSeq, a predicted model, not a curated record